GGCCGGGACGCAUGUUCGUUGGCCCGUCUUGGGAUGCGCUUGGGGUGCUGGGGUGCUUGGGUGCUUGGGUUUGCUUUCCAGACCUCUCUGGCCUACCACCCGAGACUGGCUUGUUCCUUGUCAGACGUAAGGUAGAACGAGAAGGGGGCCCCAUGCAGUCCACAUCACAUCACUGUGAGCUCGACCUUGCCUUUUUCUGUUCUGCGUCGGGUCGUGGCUUCCCCCCGUUGCCAGUGUUGCUCCCUGAUCCUUCUAUUUAAGCAUCUCGUCCCCAGCCCACUUACUAUUCUCUUCUCCCCUUGCCAUCAACGAACCUACAACCGUCACACAUCGGAUUUUCGAGAUAUCUUCACGAACCACUACUCACAAACAACCAAACACCUCUUAGAAAGAUCUACAAACCUCAUUCAAGAUGCCUUUCACCGCCUCCGACAUCUGCAAGAUCAUCCUUGCCGUUAUCCUGCCUCCCGUUGGUGUUUUCCUGGAGCGUGGCUGCGGCGCUGACUUCUUCAUCAACAUCCUAUUGACCAUCCUUGGUUACCUGCCUGGUAUUAUCCACGCCCUGUACAUCAUUCU
Messenger RNA from Colletotrichum navitas, 576 nucleotides. RefSeq lists its product as uncharacterized. The transcript has 2 exons. NCBI's taxonomy places the organism in Eukaryota, Fungi, Ascomycota, Sordariomycetes, Glomerellales, Glomerellaceae. Bases 12 to 260 code for a protein of 82 amino acids. The record is from RefSeq and is a predicted model, not a curated record.